AUGGAAAAUCAUGAUCAACAAGUGGAGGAGCUACUAGAGGUGACAACUACAUCAACAGACACCAGCCCGAGAGACGAGGAGUGCUGCAGACCUUCGUGCGAAAGCUACUCUACCUGUAAAUGGGGGUGGAGAAGGAGAGCCAAUGACGCGAUCUGUGGUGCCGAGAUGAGCACGAAUCAAGCUGAUAUGGAGAGCACCCAAAGCAAAUGCUGUCAAAACACGUGUGGUGCUGCCAUGACCGACAGCGACUGCCCACGAAAGCGGAGGCUUUUUAAUCGUAAGCUAGUGUGCCCUGGCGCCGGCAAUCAGUGUACGACUACGAGAUGUUGCAAGACAAGUUGUCACUCGAUAGACUUCCGGGGUCAGUACCAAAACUACAAAGCAAAUUCCGACGAAAUCUAUCUUUGGAGGGCAAAUUAGCCUGCUGGAAGUCGAAUGCUCCUGCUACAGGAACUGUAAAGGUUUCUUCAUCACCGGAUCAUGCCAUUAUUAUGGCAACAAGCAGUGGUCCGUCGCCAUGGCCGAAUCCGAC
Amoebophrya sp. A25 is the source of this 532-nucleotide messenger RNA. NCBI's taxonomy places the organism in Eukaryota, Dinophyceae, Syndiniales, Amoebophryaceae. The record is from the annotation of a GenBank genome assembly.